Molecule: messenger RNA, 720 nt
Organism: Orbilia oligospora ATCC 24927
Lineage: Eukaryota; Fungi; Ascomycota; Orbiliomycetes; Orbiliales; Orbiliaceae
Exons: 4
Coding region: 1-720 (239 amino acids)
Biological process (GO): superoxide metabolic process
Molecular function (GO): metal ion binding
Source: RefSeq, a predicted model, not a curated record
AUGCAUUUCUUCAAAUCUGCUGCCACCGUUGCCCUUCUCACAGGUGCCUACGUCGUCUCUGCCGAAACUGGUGAAAGGGGAGAUGCUCCAAUCACCGAAAACAACUCCGAUAGAGUCGUCUACGAAGCUGUCUUCUCGAGCUCCAACAUCAAGUCUGCUCGUUUCAAUUUCACCGGAACCGAAGAUGGUGUCGGUGUCUUGAUCCAUGCUUGCUUCACCGGUGUGAACGCCUCUCAACCUGGACCAUAUCCUUAUCACGUUCACGACUUCCUUGUCGGUCCAAACGGAAACUGCACUGCCACCGGUGCCCAUCUCGACCCCUACCUUCGUGGCGAGGUCACCGCCUGUGACGCCGAUGCCCCGGAAACCUGUCAAGUUGGUGAUCUCUCAGGAAAGCACGGUAAAGCUUCUACGGAAGCCGCCAAAGGCACUUGGUGCACUUCCUAUGUUGACAAAUACUUGUCUUUGAACUCCGACGACGAGGCCUUCAUCGGUAACGAGCGUAGCAUCGUUUUCCACAAUGCCAACAAGACGCGUAUCGGCUGUGGUAACAUUGUCCUCGCUAAGGAGCAGAUGUCUGGUGGUGGAUCCUACCCAUCUGCCAACGCUACUGCUACUUCCACCGGAGAGCCUCCAAUAGCGACUGGUGGUGCUACCAGAGUUGGUGCUAGCGGUCUCGCCUUGGGCCUCAUCCUUGCUAUUGGUGCUAUGCUCCUAUAA